This is a messenger RNA of Polychytrium aggregatum, 866 nucleotides long. RefSeq lists its product as uncharacterized. The record is from RefSeq and is a predicted model, not a curated record. The coding region runs from base 53 to 760 and encodes 235 amino acids. The transcript has 3 exons. Lineage: Eukaryota; Fungi; Chytridiomycota; Chytridiomycetes; Polychytriales.
UGUGUUCCACUCGAACCAUGUAUUUUGCUUCACCUACGCCAUAAGCGUAGCCAUGACAUGGCUCUCGGUUGGAUAUGUCGGCUAUUGUGGUGAGUACGCAAUAGCACAAAUCACAGUGGACUCCUCGACGCUCGGUGGAUUUGGGGGUCGAUACACGUUCGAUCGGCCGCUAAACGUCGCGGCAUUUGCACUUGGCGGCGUGGACAUCAUUCUCACCGGGCUCCCGCUCAAUUCAGUGCCAGUCAGUGUUGCAGACAAGUCGAACCGAGCGGCAGUGUUGUUUGCACUGGGGACGAUCAUGCUCAUUCCCAAGGAGGCCAAGCUCGUCAUCUCGGUCCUAUUUGUCAUCGGGAGCGGCAUCACUUGGCUCUUCAUCGACCCGGUCGAGUACCAAGGCGCGGCGGGACUCUCGAUCACCGUUGGAUACGUCAAGGUCAUACUCGGGGCGGCUGUCGCUUGUGCUCUGAGCCGCCAAUUGCCUCGCUUCCAGGAACGUAUCCGCAGAGAAACCUUUCUCCUGAUCCGAAAGAAGAUCAGCAUUCGAAAACUCAAACACCAGGGGCUUCUCAACGAGAUCCCCCUGUACUUCCAGGGAGUCUACCUGAACACUGGGGAGCCCGUCUUCCUGUUCCACGGAGAUGUUGCCAAGAGGCCCCAGACGAUCGCGGGGUGGAUCUGGUCCAAUAUCUGGAUUGUCUGGCACCAAGCCGUGGAUCUGCGCUUCAAAGACGCUGCGCUUGAGCGGCAGUUCCGAUUGUAAGUGUGAGCCAGCGACGAUUUUGACCACCGGACGCCAAUUGCGGCCCAACUUGGCCUCGAUUGUUUGGCCUCGAUGGCUUGGCUUCGAUUGUUUGGCUUCGAUGGCU